Molecule: messenger RNA, 1482 nt
Organism: Penicillium cinerascens
Lineage: Eukaryota; Fungi; Ascomycota; Eurotiomycetes; Eurotiales; Aspergillaceae
Product: putative MFS transporter
Exons: 2
Coding region: 1-1482 (493 amino acids)
Biological process (GO): transmembrane transport
Molecular function (GO): transmembrane transporter activity
Source: RefSeq, a predicted model, not a curated record
AUGUUCGGCAAUAGGGUGGCCGACAAAGUGCCGGCUCGGAGCGAGAAAGAACAGCAGCAAAUUGACCUCGAUCCUGCAUUCAUUGUGAAGUGGGAUCACGAUGAUCCUUUAAACCCUCAAAAUUGGCCUGUCCGAUACAAAUGGUGGGUGACUUUCCAGCUGGGGAUGCUCGCUCUGGCGGGCAGUCUCGGCUCCAGCAUUAUAACCCCUGCCGAUAGCAUCAUCGCCAACUAUGUUGGUGUCAGCAGCGAGGUCUCUGUCUUGGAUGUGUCGUUAUACUUAAUUGGUUUUGUAUGUGGUCCGAUUAUCUGGGCUCCAAUUUCUGAAAUCUGGGGACGCAGAGUUAGCAUUUUACCGGCUGUCUUCUGCCAAGCGCUCUUUGCCAUUGGUACAUCUAGAAGUACCAAUGCGGCCUCGUUUUAUGUUACGCGCUUCUUCACCGGGUUUUUCGGCUCUGCCCCGAUCAGUAAUGUCACAGCCGCCCUGGGUGACAUGUGGAGUCGAGAGACUCGCGGCGUCGCAGUCAGCUUGUAUGCCGUGGCAGUGAAUGGCGGACCAUCACUCGGCCCAGUCAUUGGAGCUGCCCUUAUCACGAAUCCUCAUCUCGACUGGCGCUGGACUGGAUACAUCUUGGCCAUUUGGGUCUUCGUGACCUUUCUCCUGGGCUUUUUCUUCCUCCCCGAGGUAUAUCCACUAGUGCUCCUUAAGAAAAAGGCCCAAGCGUUACGGAAAGAGACAAACGACCUCCGAUAUUAUCAUCCACAUGAGCAUAUCAAACUCGACGUCCAUUCGGUCGUUACGAAACAACUCUCUCGCCCACUGGUCAUGCUCUGCAGUGAGCCCAUUGUCACUUGCAUUGCACUAUACGCCUCCUUCGUCUACGGUGUCAUGUAUCUCACUCUGGAAGUAUUCCCCAUCGUCUUUGAAGAUAUCCGCCAGUGGGAACCCGUCGUUGCAUCCUUACCCUUCCUGGCAUUAUUGAUCGGUGUCGUAUCCUCCGUGGGCCUCAACGUCUGGAACCAGUACCGCUACAACCGAAUCGCAAAAGAAGCCAAUGGGAAAGCAGUUCCCGAAGCAAGAUUACCGCCGAUGGCAAUUGGUGCGGUCCUCUUUGUAGUUGGAGCAUUCUGGUUCGCGUGGACGGCGGAACCACCUCAUCACUGGAUCUUGCCCUGUCUGGCUGCAUUGUUCAUCGGUGCUGGCUUCAACUGCAUUUUUCAGCAGUGCCUUAACUUUCUUGUUGACGUUUACGGGAUAUAUGCGGCAAGUUCUACGGCAGCGGUUACUUUUCUAAGAAGCAUUAUGGCGGCUGGGCUUCCAUUAGCGGCUAAGCCGAUGAUCAGAGCUCUGGGGGUUGGUCCUGGAAUUUCGAUUAUCGGUGCAGUGGCUGCUGCUUUGUUGCCAAUUCCAUUCUUGUUUAUGACAUAUGGUCCAAGGUUGCGGAAGAUGUCGAAGCUCACACCCGAUGAAACGAAUCGUUGA